AUGUAUCCUGGUGAUCCCACCGCUCCCGAGCUGCCUAAGUCCACGAGUAACCACGUUUUUCCUGGAUAUGGCAUGCGCACCCUUUGCGAGCUGGCAUCUCAUUCAUCUUUUGAUCCCGAAAGACAUUGGGAUCGUUGUGGUAACAUCAUGGAUUAUUUCGCCUGUUACUUGACUGGAAGUGACGAAGUAUUAAUGAGUAAUCACAAUGCAUAUUGUUGGGGAUAUUCAACUGAUUUGGAAUGGAAUAGAGAAAUACUCCCAUAUACUCCGGAUUGGAUUGAACUCCCAAAAAUUGUGCGCACAGAUGCAGGAACUUUUGUGAAACUCGGAGACUGCCGUUUAGAGGGCCUUGAGAAUAUCCCAGUCAGUGUGGCAUAUGCAGAUCUUACUGGAUAUCUGAUACUUGGCACAUCUGCUCAAUUGUGUUUUGUGCUUCCUGAUGAUGCUGAACUUCCUAAAUUACCCGUGACGACCCAUGUAUUCCCAUUUGCUAAAGGGUUAACGCUUGUCGCAGCUGCAUCGAUGAAUGGAGGCAACACUCUUGAUGCUUUCUUAGCGAUGAUACAACGAUGGUGUUCUGAAGCGUCAGGCAAAGAUUGCACUUGUCAACUUGACAAAGGGCAUAUUUUUUCUGGCGUUGAUAAAGCUACUUCGCUGCACAAUGCAGAACAGAACCGGAUUCCCGAUGUAAAUGCUCUGUUCACUAAAGAACGGGGAUCCGAAGACAAAGGAGUGGAUAUCAUUGGGUUGAAGACGGAUACGUCCUUAACAGAAAUGCUCAUCGGAAUUUGUCGAGGAGUGAUCUACAACCUGUUCAGUCUAAUACCAUCUGAACUGUUAGUCUCCUAUGGUGUCAAAAAGCUCUACCUCAUUGGAACCGCUAAGAACGACCGCUUUCUAGUACACAUUAAAGAAUAUCUAAGAGAGCACAAUUCUGACGUAGAGUUGCAUUUGGCUGAAACGGACACUUCUGCAGCUUAUGGUGUUGCUUUGUGA
This is a messenger RNA of Cylicostephanus goldi, 996 nucleotides long. Lineage: Eukaryota; Metazoa; Nematoda; Chromadorea; Rhabditida; Strongylidae. The record is from the annotation of a GenBank genome assembly.